Messenger RNA from Orbicella faveolata, 1656 nucleotides. RefSeq lists its product as uncharacterized. The record is from RefSeq and is a predicted model, not a curated record. Gene Ontology annotation, molecular function: ribonuclease inhibitor activity. Gene Ontology annotation, biological process: regulation of RNA metabolic process. Lineage: Eukaryota; Metazoa; Cnidaria; Anthozoa; Scleractinia; Merulinidae.
UCCUGGAUUAAUCUCUUUAUGAUGUUGUUAAAUGACUUAAUCUUUAUCACAAUGGUUACAAAGAAACUAAAGCCACACGUAAACUGGGCUUUAACAAAAUACAGAGAAGCCCCAACAAACAAAACAAAUUAAGAACUAUCUCAUGCCGCAAAAUGUGGCAUUUCUUUCAGACGACGUUCUCGCGCAACCCUCCUGGGAAGACCUGGGAACGAGUAAUUGAACUUUAUGUCACCAGUCUACCUCGACCACUGGAAGUACAAAUGGCUUUUCACGCUCGACGCGUGGCAAAGUGCGUCGGAGUGAACUUCGACCAAGUCGCUCAAGGAGGUCCUGUUCUUUGUCUUCUUGCUACAUUUCGACGUCCUUUCUGUUUUAAUAGUGGUACAAUGAACUUAGCUGAUUUGAGCGACGCUUACAGCGACACAUUGCAAUACGUCCAGCCAAAUCUCUUUCGGAAUUAUGGAGGAAAGUCGAAAUUUGGGGGAGUGAUAUCAACUGUAAAGUGCCACGAGGACAAUUUGCUUGUCAAGCAAACUCUGAACGAGCCAGGGAACAAACGGGUCCUAGUUGUUGAUGCUGGAGGUUCAUUAAGAUGUGGCAUGUUUGGGGACAUGCUUGCUGGACUUGUAAUCAAGAACAAUUGGGCAGGAGUUGUGAUGUACGGCUGUAUACGAGACUCGGAAGAAAUUGGAAAGAUGGAUGUAGGUGUAAAAGCCAUAGGAACAAUGCCAUUGAAAUCUGUGAAGAAAGGUCUCGGAGAAAGAGACAUUGCAGUGCGAUUUGGAGGGGUGAUGUUUACGCCCGGUCACUAUGUUUACUCAGAUCUUGAUGGUAUCAUUGUAUCACCUAAACAACUAACACUUGAUGCUCCAAAGUUGUAAUUGAUGUCUUUUGAAUGUUACAAAAUGUAACUGUGUUCUUAGUAUAUUCCAAAUAACUAGCUCAAGGUCAAUUUAUUGAUAGAUUAAAACAAUUUGUAAACUUUGCCAAGAUGGAUUUUAGGGGCUAUUUUGAAUUCGUUUUGUACCAAUGCAAACAUCCAAGCCAUCCUCACCCAUUCAGCUUACUGCAUUCAACACAACGCAACACAAUGAAACGAAAAAAUAAAUAGAUAAAUAAAUAAAAUAAAACAAAUUGAAACAUUUUGUAAAACAAGCUCUUUGUUGGCCAUUGCACAUUAUUUGAACCGAGGGAAAUGAAAUAAACUUAGGAAAAUGUUUUUGAAUGUUCUUGAAGGAAAAUAAGUGCAAGAUGGUGGCCAGUUUAUUUGGUGAUAAUUUUUAAUGAUGUUUAAAUCAGUUAAGAGAUAUUUUUGGUGCAUAAGUGAAGCUAAUGUCAAUUAAUAUAUUAUGUUUGUUUACUCUGUUUUGGUAGCUAGCCUCAUUGCUGAAGAAUGACUUAUUUGAUUAAGGGUUGAGAACUAUUGGGCAGACAGGGAUCAUUUUUGUGUCUUCCUUGAUUUUACUGCCUGCACGUACCCAACAUCUUCUAUCUCUUUAAUUGUAGAUAGUGAGUAACCCAGCAGUGUGCAGCUGUUAACACAGUCAUGGCAGCCACUACUCCAUUGCAUUUUCGAUGGUUGUGAAAUAGGUUGAGAUAAAGUUUUGAAUCAAUGACUAGUAGAUCUAUGCUAAUAAAACAAUUAGAUUGUGAAAA